AUGGUGGAACUCAACUACCAGGGGGUAUUUAAUCGAAAUCCUUUCUCUUACACUGGUGGUGUGAAAACCAUGUUCACUGAUAUCGACUUUUCUUCUAUGACUUAUUCCGAGUUUGUGACCUUCUGCGAAUAUUUCAUGCAUGAAGAGUGUAAAAAGUUAUACUACUGUGAACCAGGCAAUUCCCUGAUGGAAGGUCUUAAUCCCAUUUCAGAUGAUGUAGAAUAUGCUACUUUUAUUUUUGAUGCUUAUGGAACAGAUGGUGUAAUUUCGGUUUAUGUGGAUCAUAUUGGGGUUGUUGUUGAUGGGUGGUUUGAUGAUGAAGAUAAUGAUGAUGAUGAACGUGAGUCUUGUAUUGAUGAUGAAAAUGAAGAUAACAUAGAUAAAUUUAGCAAUGUUGCCUUUGAAUUUAAUGAGGAUGUAGUGCAUAUGAAUAGGACAUCAAAUGAUCCUUUCUUGAGUAAGUUAUGUGUUGAUGAGGAGGAGGAUAACAAAAUUGUAGAUGAUGAUAAUGGGAGAGAAUUUGAACCUAAAAUCCAAACUCAUUCCAUAUUUAAUGAUCUAUUACACUGGGAAAAACAAAAACCAAUUCUAGGAAUGAGAUUUAAGGGUCCAGGGAAAGUAAAAUCAAUGUUGUGA
Molecule: messenger RNA, 636 nt
Organism: Lactuca virosa
Lineage: Eukaryota; Viridiplantae; Streptophyta; Magnoliopsida; Asterales; Asteraceae
Source: the annotation of a GenBank genome assembly